Messenger RNA from Microtus ochrogaster (prairie vole), 2473 nucleotides. It is a transcript of the gene Asb2, whose product is annotated as ankyrin repeat and SOCS box containing 2. Gene Ontology annotation, biological process: intracellular signal transduction. The record is from RefSeq and is a predicted model, not a curated record. Gene Ontology annotation, molecular function: protein binding. NCBI's taxonomy places the organism in Eukaryota, Metazoa, Chordata, Mammalia, Rodentia, Cricetidae.
GAGUUCUGACAGUCAAGAAAAUCUUUGUUUCCUAGACCUGUGUCCCUGCCACAGAGCCUCACAGGAUUUGUCACGUGCUGUGUGCCUGCUACUGCUGAGUCUCUCUUCUAGAAGGUAGAGGAGAAGUGGCCAGGAUGGCGACCGAGAUCACCACUCGGGGUAGCCAGCGUGCCAUUGGACAGGAGGAAUACAGUUUGUACAGCAGCCUGAGUGAGGAGGAGCUGCUCCAGAUGGCCAUUGAGCAGAGCCUGGCAGAUAAGACUCGAGGCCCAACCCCUGCUGAGACCACUGUGUCCCCUCAGACCGGCCCCCAGCCAGGCCAUUUCCACCCAUGGACCAGGUCGUCGCCUCCUGAGAGCCCACCGUCCCACGCACCCCUGGGCUUGUUCCAAGGGGUCAUGCAGAAGUAUAGCAGCAGCCUGUUCAAGACCUCCCAGAUGGCGGCUAUGGAUCCCGUGCUGAAGGCCAUCAAGGAAGGGGAUGAAGAAGCCUUGAAGGUCAUGAUCAAGGACGGGAAGAAUCUGGCAGAGCCCAACAAGGAGGGCUGGCUGCCGCUGCACGAGGCAGCCUACUACGGCCAGCUGGGCUGCCUGAAGAUCCUGCAGAAAGCCUACCCCGGGGCCAUUGACCAGCGCACACUGCAGGAGGAGACAGCACUGUAUCUGGCCACGUGCAGGGAGCACCUGGACUGCCUCCUGAUGCUGCUCCAGGCGGGGGCAGAGCCCGACAUUUCUAACAAGUCCAGGGAGACUCCACUCUACAAAGCCUGUGAGCGGAAGAAUGCAGAGGCAGUGAGGAUAUUGGUUCAAUACAACGCAGACACCAACCACCGCUGCAACCGGGGCUGGACUGCGUUGCAUGAAUCUGUCUCCCGCAAUGACCUAGAGGCCAUGGAGAUCCUGGUGAGCGGUGGGGCCAAGGUGGAGGCCAAGAAUGUCUACAGCAUCACUCCUUUGUUUGUGGCUGCCCAGAGUGGGCAGCUGGAGGCCCUGAGGUUCCUGGCCAAACAUGGAGCAGACAUCAACACGCAGGCCAGUGACAGCGCAUCGGCCCUCUAUGAGGCCUGCAAGAAUGAGCACGAAGACGUGGUAGAGUUUCUUCUCUCGCAGGGCGCUGACGCCAACAAAGCCAACAAGGAUGGCCUGCUUCCCCUGCAUAUUGCCUCCAAGAAGGGCAACUACAGGAUUGUGCAGAUGCUGCUGCCCGUGACCAGUCGCACGCGAGUGCGCCGCAGCGGCAUUAGCCCGCUGCACCUGGCGGCCGAGCGCAACCACGACGCUGUACUGGAGGUGCUGCUGGCCGCGCGCUUCGACGUGAACGCGCCUCUGGCGCCCGAGCGCUCGCGCCUCUACGAGGACCGCCGGAGUUCUGCUCUCUACUUCGCCGUGGUCAACAACAACGUGUACGCAACUGAGCUGCUGCUGCUGGCGGGUGCUGACCCCAACUGCGACAUCAUCAGCCCCCUGCUCGUGGCCAUCCGCCACGGCUGCCUGCGCACCAUGCAGCUGCUGUUGGACCACGGCGCCAACAUCGACGCCUACAUCGCCACGCACCCCACCACCUUCCCCGCCACCAUCAUGUUUGCUAUAAAGUGCCUUUCGUUGCUCAAAUUCCUCAUGGACCUCGGCUGUGAUGGCGAGUCCUGUUUCUCCUGCAUGUACGGCAACGGGCCGCACCCGCCUCCCCAACGACUCGGCACCUUCCAUCCAGUGGACGACAAGGCACCCAGUGUGGUGCAGUUCUGCGAGCUCCUGUCGGCCCCGGAAGUGAGCCGCUGGGCAGGACCCAUCAUCGACGUGCUUCUGGACUACGUAGGCAAUGUACAGCUGUGCUCCCGGCUGAAGGAGCACAUUGACAGCUUUGAGGACUGGGCCGUCAUCAAGGAGAAGGCAGAACCUCCAAGACCUCUGGCUCACCUCUGUCGGCUGCAGGUUCGAAAGGCCAUAGGAAAAUACCGGAUAAAACUGCUGGACACACUGCCGCUCCCAGGCCGGCUAAUCAGAUACCUGAAAUACGAAAACACGCAGUAACCAGCCAGCGAGGAAAUGACUGUUUUCGUGACACCUCAGGCGGUCGGCAUCCAGACGCACCUGGGGUCAGAACGAGGCUGCCGAGUGUGCUCUUGGGUCUCUGUACGAGCUUCGCCCAAAGUGAGAGUCCAUGUGUGGAGUAGGCGAGGAACCUCCAGUUUCAAACUGUGAAUGACUCACAGACCUGCCUGUCUGCCAUUUGGCAUUGCCAGAGACCUUUGACCUGGGGUCAGGGCAGAGCUGGUCUGGGAAAGGUGGUCCUGGCAGGAAUCCUGGCCUUCAGCUGGAGAACUCUAGGAAUGAGUUCAUCUGCCUGGAAUUACCUGGUCUGGCUGUAAGUCCCUCACUGGACUCUGAGCUUUCAGGCUGGGGGUGGAGGUGGGGGUGGGAAACCCUCAGUCUGAGUGCUUCAUUGUGUACAAUAAACGUUGCGUACUACUUUU